UGGUGCCGUGAAAAGAUUUGUUCCGUCCAUUGAGAUCUGAUGGAGUUUCCCAUGUUCUGCACCGCAGCAGCUUUUUGUUGGACUAUCUUUCUCAUCUACCUGCUCACAAGAGAUACACGCAAGGCUGACAUUACAUUCAGUGCGGUUACCUUGAUGCCAGUGCAAACUGUGUGCCACAGUUAAGAAGUUUACCAUCGUCAUAAAUCACAGGAGGAAGAGGGGUUCUGGAUAAUUAAUCUGGAAAAGACUGGAGGCAGAUAAACAGGUGCUGUUUUUUGACAUGUAACUGAGGAAUGUGGUUGAUCCAGUGUUGACCCCCCUGAAGAUGACCCUGGGCAAACCUCUCUCAGAUCCUGAAAUGGCACAAAUGUGCUUCGUCUUCCUGCUGAUUGGGAACGCCAUCUCAGUUUCCACACAGUUUAAUGGAUACAACUGUGAUGCCAGCUACCACAGCAGGUUUCCUGCAGAGCGAGACAUUAGCAUUUACUGCGGGGUCCAAACCAUCACCCUGAAGAUCAAUUUCUGUCCCGUUCUCUACUCGGGGUACACAGCUGCAGACCUGGCCCUCAACGGCCAGCACAGCGACGCUCAGUGUCGCGGUUUCAUCAACAACAACACCUUCCCCACUGCCGUCCUUUUUUCAAUCAGCCUCAGCACUCUGGAGGCCUGUGGCAACAGCCUCGUUGUCAGCACAGCUUAUGGGGUCAACGCCUACGGGAACAUGUCUCUGGUACAAAUUGGGAAUAUCUCAGGAUACAUCGACACUCCUGACCCUCCGACUAUAAUCAGCUACCUGCCUGGUUUGCUGUACAAAUUCAGCUGCAGCUACCCAUUAGAGUACCUGGUCAAUAACUCCCAGCUGGCAUCCUCCUCUGCUGCUGUUUCAGUCAAGGACAGUAAUGGCACUUUCGUUAGCACCCUGAGUAUGAUCCUGUACAACGACUCUACAUACAGUCAGCCUCUCUCCAUUCCAAUGACUGGUCUCUCUCUGAAAACCAGGGUCUUUGCUGCUGUAAAGGCCACAAACUUAGACAAACGAUGGAAUAUCUUGAUGGACUACUGUUACACCACCCCCUCAGGGAAUCCUAAUGAUGAACUCCGCUAUGACCUUUUCUUUGGAUGCUAUAAAGAUCCUCAGACGACUGUUUUUGAGAACGGGAAGAGUCAGAUGGGGCGUUUCUCCUUUGAGGUCUUUCGAUUUGUGAAACACAGACACCAGAAAAUGUCCACCGUGUUCUUGCACUGCGUCACCAAGCUUUGCAGGGCAGAUGACUGCAUCAUGCUUAUUCCGAUUUGUGGGAAACGGCGUAGGAGGGAUGGAGAGCAGAGCCUUGAUUCCCGGCCAGCGGCGUCUGGGAACGCCGUUAUCACUGCUGGUCCAAUUAUCACAAGGAGUGAGGAAACACCUGUCAACAACUCCCAGCUUGCACCUGGCGUUUCUUCCCAGCCAUUAAAUGGUUUGACCAUUGCUUUGAUCUCGGGUGUGGCCAUAUUGGGUGGGAUCAGUGUCGGCUUCUUUGUCCUGUCGCUCCGCCUCUUCCAAAAGUCCCGCCUCCCAAGAGCUGCAGCCUCAGGUGUUUGGAAUCCCAGCUUUAAGUGAAUUUGGCUCCUUGUUUUCAUUUAUUUUUUUAGCCUCUUCAGGGCAUCUGAUUGCCCACAAUGAUACACUCAUAACUAUGGUUUUAUAUACAUAUAACAUGUUUUAGGUAUUUAUUGACUUCAAUACCUCAUUUUUUGGGCUUGCCAGUAGUUGAAAACAAUCCUAUUUCAGUUAGAAAAUUAGAAAUGAAUAAAUAAACCAAUUUAGAUAUGUUUUACAACCGUAAUUUGUUAUUAUUUCAACCUUUUGGUUAUUGGUGAGCAAAGUGUUACAUGAAAAAAACAACAACAACAACAACAAAAAACGAUUGUUUAAAUACCAAUAGAUAAAUAAUAUGCUGUAUACCGUUUAAGCCAGGAAGUUUUCAUGAAAAAUAUUCAUACUGAUUAAUUUUAUAUAGAUUUUAUGUCAUUAUAGCCCCAAUUUCCAGUGCAUUUUGUUUGGAAUAAUGAGCUAGACCAGCACAUUCUAGCACAUAAGUAACUAUUGAAGGAAAAUUAUAUAUUUAUCUAUUGUAAAGACAAAUCUUAAAAGUGGUACAUUUGUAUUUUGCUCCCCUAAGUCAGUAUGUCAUAUAACCAUAUUUUGCUACAAUCACAGUUUAAAAACUUAUGGGAAACCUUUUUUUGAAAUGGAGUUUAGAUUUAGAUAAAACCAUUUCUUUAUAUUUUCAGGAUGAUUGUCCUGCAGGAAGGACUCCCAUCCAUUCUGACUAGCUUCCGGUUUGGUCUGAAUCCUAAAUAAAACUCUUUAAAUUUGCAGAUAAAUGCUCUAAAUAUGCAGAUGAUGAAAUGAUCACGGCUUGGUGAAAUGUUCCAACCUUUGGUUGAUGUUUUAUGCUUAUUCUGGUAUGAUAACACUUGUUCUAAUUUUUACCACACCUAUAAGGCCUUUCAUGGAUAUGAAUACAAUGAAAUGAGAUAAUAGAUUGAUAAGAAAAAUAAGUGGAAGACUGGCAUAUAUUCAAGUUCAUGGUUGCAACAGGGCAAAGCAUAAAACGGUGAACCCAACACACUUGCAACACACUUUCAGUCAGUUCAUAGCUUUAUCUUUUAUCAUCAAGGUUAAAAGUAUGUGUAAUGCAAAGAAUGUUUGCUUUUAUUUGUCUGAUUUUAAAAAUAAAAUUUUUAUUCAACUUUUUGUACACCCUGGGACACUUCAUAAAUGGAACAAGUGCUGAUUUACAUUGUGUGUUUAGAAGCGGCCUUUAGAGCAAGAUUCAAAUGUUUCAGAGCUUGAUAUAAUGUUGGGGUUCAUUUUUUUAAGUGUGUUAUUUAUUUCAAGAUACAGUAAAGGUACAAGUGUGCGUGUUGAUGAUUUUCUGAUAAUCGUCUGAGAUGAGGGAUAUAAUGGUUUCAUCUGAGACGAUCAUCAGAAUGUUUGAUGUCGGCUUAGCUCAUCUAGAGCUCAGACUUCAUGGUAUCAUGCAAGAUCUAUAAUGACUGUAAGAGUAAAAAAACUGAUUUAGAUCAAACAAGUUACACACACGGAUGUAACAAAGGGCAGUAGACAAUUAAAAAGAUCCUUGAAAGGACAUAUUAAACUUUGUUCAACUGACCAAAAUAGUUCUGUGUCCAGCUUUCAAAGAAAUGAUUGAUUUAAUGAAAUAACCGCAAGUUAUACAUAGUAUUCUCAAACAUUCUUCUUAUUUAUGUUAGGAGUCACAUCCUGUCUUGUAUCUGGAUUAUGACAAGAAAUAUACUGGAUUUUCUUCAAGGACUAUUUAAGAAUACUUCAACCAAC
This is a messenger RNA of Cyprinodon tularosa, 3343 nucleotides long. Its product is annotated as zona pellucida-like domain-containing protein 1. The record is from RefSeq and is a predicted model, not a curated record. The transcript has 11 exons. The coding region runs from base 326 to 1600 and encodes 424 amino acids. Gene Ontology annotation, cellular component: cell surface. NCBI's taxonomy places the organism in Eukaryota, Metazoa, Chordata, Actinopteri, Cyprinodontiformes, Cyprinodontidae.